Molecule: messenger RNA, 4768 nt
Organism: Zootoca vivipara (common lizard)
Lineage: Eukaryota; Metazoa; Chordata; Lepidosauria; Squamata; Lacertidae
Gene: SPMIP1
Product: sperm microtubule inner protein 1
Source: RefSeq, a predicted model, not a curated record
UCGCAACGAGGGAACCGCCAGAAGGCCCUCAGUGCUGGACCUCAGUGUCCGGGCAGAAUGAUGGAGGUGGAGACGCUCCUUCAGGUAUACUGGACCGAGACCAUUUAGGGCUUUAAAGGUCAGCACCAACACUUUGAAUUGUGCUCGGAAACGUACUGGGAUAUAUUGGAAACUGGAUUUAUUUACUGGAAACUCUGGAUUUAUUUUAUUAUUUAUUUAUUUAUUUUAUUUAUCGAAUUUAUAUACCACCCUAUACCCGGAGGUCUCAGGGCGGUUCACAAAAAAGAUCACAAUAUAUAAAAUAAAAAUAAAAAUAAAAACAAUACCCCAAUAACGCCCCCCUCCAAAGAGUCACAUUUUAAAAGGGUAUAGGUUGUUGAUCAGGUUAACCAAAGGCCUGGUUGAAAAGGAACGUUUUUGCCUGGCGCCUAAAGGUGUGUAGUGAAGGCGCCUGGGGUGAACUUCCCUGGGGAGAGCAUUCCACAGACGGGGAGCCACUGCAGAGAAGGCCCCGUUCUCGUGUUGCCACCCUCCGGACCUCUCGAGGAGGAGGCACACGAAGGAGGGCCUCAGAAGGUGAUCUCAGGGUCCGGGUAGGAUCGUAUGGAAAGAGGCAGUCCUUGAGGUAUUGUGGUCCUGAGCCGUUUAAGGCUUUAUGGGUCAAAACCAGCACUUUGAAUUGGGCCUGGAAUCUAAUCAGUAGCCAGUGCAGUCGGACCAGGAUCAGCGUAAUAUGCUCAACCCGUCUUGCUGUCCAGUGAGCAACCUGACCGCUGAAUUCCGCACCAGCUGAAGUUUCCGAACUGUCUUCAAAGGCAGCCCCACUUACAAGGCAUUGCAGUAAUCUAACCUUGAGGCAAAACAAGCUUUUUAGAAUUUAUUGAAUUUAUUGAACCACAAUAUCAAACAAAGCAGAAAGAUCAAAGUGGAAAUGGUUUGAAGAAUAUAUGAGCAAACACUGUGCUAAAGACAACAUGCUGAUAUGUCUAGAUUAAGUCUGUAAAGUUGAUUCAGAAAACAAAAUAUUCAAUUCAAUUCAAUAUACUUUAUUCGACCGAUAGUCAGAAACAAAAAACAUUUCUCAAUACAAAGAUAAACAUAUAAAACUGAAGGCAUCAGAGGGAUACAUAAAAAUUUAAAAAUAUAAAACUGAAGGCAUCAGAGGGGUUCAUAAAUGGGGUAUGACCGCGCUACUAAACCUCCUACAGAUAACCCACAUCAAGACAUUCGAUUAUACGUUUCCGACACUUGAGCGCCAGGAAGAGGAAUUUAGCCACUGAGAAGGUUAUUUUCCCAGUGGGCUUGUUGAACAAAUAUGCCGCCUGCCGUUCUCUUGGUCGGGAACUAAACUGAGAUAAAUACGGGUCUAUAAGAUAUUGCCUUAAAUCAUUAUAAAAGGGACAACUCAGUAGAAUGUGUGAAAACAAAAUAUUAGUUAAAUAACAAUAUUAAAGAUGAGAGUUACAAACUGAAAUAUAAAUAAGAAUAUAAUAAACAUAGACAUGACAAAGACUGGUGGAGGGAAGUCACAUAGGUGUAACAUUUAUGUUUGUACAGUGGUACCUUGGUUUACAAACACAAUUGGUUCCGGAAGUCUGUACUUUACCUGAAGCGAUCUUUCCCAUUGAAAGUAAUGGAAAGUGGAUCAAUCUGUUCCAGACGGGUCCGCGGAGUACUCAACCUGAAGCGUACUUAACCCGAAGUAUGAGUGUCAUUGGUUCCGGAAGUCCGUACUUAACCGGAAGUGAACUUUCCCACUGAAAGUAAUGGGAAGUGGAUUAAUCCGUUCCAGACAGGUCCGCGGAGUACUUAAACUGAAAAUACUGUACUCAAACUGAGGCGUACUUAAACCGAGGUAUGGCUGUAUUUUUGUAUUCUCGGUAUUUGAAUGAUUGUAGUUGUAAUGUGUGUGCAUUGUAUAUAAUAAAAUUAAUAAUAAUAAUAAUAAUAAUAAUAAUAAUAAUAAUAAUAAUAAUAGAGGUUACCAGAGCACAGACAACAACAGGAGUUAGGCCAGGGGCCAGCAACCUUUUCCAGCAGGGGGCCGGUCCACCGUCCCUCAGACCUUGUGGGGGGCUGGACUAUAUUUUGAAAAAAAUAAUGAAUGAAUUCCUAUGCCCCACAGAUAACCCAGAGAUGCAUUUUAAAUAAAAGGAUACAUUCUACUCGUAAAAACACGCUGAUUCCCGGACCGUCCGUGGUCCGGAUUGAGAAGGCAAUUGGGCCGCAUCCGGCCCCCAGGCCUUAGGUUGCCUACCCCUGUCCAGAUAAGGGCAUAGCUGGGCCACUGAGGACCCCUUUGCCCCACCCCCAACAUGCCUUUUGCAGGAGGGUGAGAAGACCCAUGACAUCACAAGGGGCUGCUUGAAGUAUCUGUGAGGCGCUGCCUGCCCCAAGGAGGGGCUCCCCAGGGAUGCCCACACCUGGGACGCUGACUCUGGCUUGCCGGCCAGCUUGUGGCAUUGAGGGCAGUCCUGGGGCGGUGCCCGUAAGUCCCUGUGCCAGCCAUGGCGCGGACGCUGAACAUGGACACCCUCCAGCAGAACUUCUGGAAGGAGGAGUACAACAAGGAGCUCGUCAUGCGCUACCGCUGGCACCAGAAGUACGGCGCCAUCGUGAAGGCCAAGCAGCAGGCGCAGAGGGAGCGUCGGAAGAAGGCCGUGGACAACACCCUGCGGCUCCCCUCUGUCAAGCCGGCCCCGCCGGACGUAACCCCCCAGCGCCCCAUCCUGCCUCCCACUGCAACCCCGCCAUGGCUGGCGCGGGAACGAGACCUGACCGGGGUGGACGCUGCGAUCCUGGAGAUGGAGAUGAGGCCUGCGCCCCGGGAGCUGCGCAGCCUCCUGUACCAGGGCAUCUCGCACGAGGAUGAAGGGCGCAAGCGCUACCUGAAGCUGCGCCUCCUCUUGAACCCGGAGGACAAAUACACCUUUCCGGUCACCACCAACUUCAACUACGGCUGGCAGAUGGGGAAGCUGGCCACCAGCCACAUCGCCCCCACCCCCAAGUGCCGCAUCGACAGCUUCUUCCGCAAGAACGGCGCCUUCUCCCUGCUCCACCCGCGCGACGUGGCCCUCUGAGCGAGACCCGCCUGCUCCCCCAGCUUCGUACUUGCAAACAAAGCUCUACCUGUUUUAUCACUCAGGUCUCCUCCUCUGGUGCCUUUCCUUGGUUUCCUUCCUUGACUCCCAAACACCUGGAGAACGGGCAGGGCCAAGGGCCACUUUGAUGGAUAUGGCUGGGGGAGGAGCCUUUUGGGGUUCAGGGCGGGGUAGAGGGAGGAGCCUGUGUGUUUCGUGGGAAGAGGGCGGAGCCUAGUGCAACUUGUGAAAGUGCAAUUGUUCAUUUUGGCCUGAGCGCAAGAUACCAGAUUUAUUCAACGGAAGCGCUUGAGAUCAAACCCAGAGGGUUGGGUUUUGUUUGGGUUUUUUUAAGCCAGAUUGGGUGUUAAGAGUUGCCAACUGCUGAGCGUCUUUAACACCAUAGGCACCUGUGUUGAGGGCCAGUUGGGUAGGAGCAAUCCUUUUCAUUGCAUUCAUCAUCAUCAUCAUCAUCAUCAUCAUCAUAAUUCAUUUUAUUUCUUAUACCCCGCCCAUCUGGUUGGGUUUCCUUACUCUGUUGUAGGAUGAACACUUUUAUUUACGUAAUUGUUCCAUAAAAUUUACAUGCCGCUUGAUUGUUGACAAGGGGGGGGGAAAGCCUAAAGAAAAGGGGAAAUAAUAAUAAUAAUAAUAAUAAUAAUAAUAAUAAUAAUAAUAAUAUUUAUACCCCGCCCAUCUGGCUGGGUUUCCCCAGCCACUCUGGGCGGCUUCCAACAGAAAAAUAAAAUACAGUAAUCUAUUCAACAUUAAAAGCCUCCCUAAAUAGGGCUGCCUUCAGAUGUCUUCUAAAAAUCUGGUAGCUGUUUUUCUCUUUGACAUCUGAUGGGAGGGCGUUCCACAGGGCAGGCGCCACCACCGAGAAGGCCCUCUGCCUGGUUCCCUGCAACUUGGCUUCUCGCAAUGAGGGAACCGCCAGAAGGCCCUCGGUGCUGGACUUGUGUCUGGGCAGAACAAUGGGGGUGGAGACGCUCCUUUAGAUAUACUGGACCGAGGCCGUUUAGGGCUUUAAAGGUCAGCACCAACCCUUUGAACUGUGCUCGGAAACGUACUGGCUUCUCGCAGCGAGGGAACCACUCUGGGCAGCUUCCAACAGAAUAUUAAAAUAAAAUAAUCUAUUAAACAUUAAAAGCUUCCCUAAACAGGGCUGUCUUCUAAAAGUCUAGUAGUUUUCUCUCUCUUUGACAUCUGACGGGAGGGCAUUACAUAGGGCGGGCGCCACCACCGAGAAGGCCCUUAUUAAUGCAUAGGUGUUAUAAGAAAAAAACUGCUCAUUUUCCCUUAUGGGGUAUCCAAGAGCCCGUAUAGAGUCCUUAAGUGGGUUCACUAUCAGUAGACGGAAAUAACAGACCAACCAGAGUAUUUUUGAGAAGCAAAGCGGCUAGUGAGCCUGAUCUUUAUUCAACGAACUGUUGCAACAGGGUCCCCACUCACUACACGCGGGAGGGAGGAGAACCCUGAACAAUGGUGCGCAAGCCCUUAUAUAGAUUUUUGAAUUUGCCCACCGUGUAGCCCAAGACCACCCCCAGAAACAUCAUACAUACAUCAGAGCCAGUGUGGUGUAGUGGUUAAGAGCGGUAGACUCGUAAUCUGGGGAACCAGGUUCGCGUCUCUGCUCUUCCACAUGCAGCUGCUGGGUGACCUUGGGCUAGUCACACUUCUCUGAAGUC